Molecule: messenger RNA, 547 nt
Organism: Hemiscyllium ocellatum (epaulette shark)
Lineage: Eukaryota; Metazoa; Chordata; Chondrichthyes; Orectolobiformes; Hemiscylliidae
Product: heterogeneous nuclear ribonucleoprotein C
Exons: 3
Coding region: 104-547 (147 amino acids)
Cellular component (GO): nucleus
Molecular function (GO): RNA binding
Source: RefSeq, a predicted model, not a curated record
CGUUUAGCUCAAUGAGGUGACGGUCAGUGGGAGCCGAUGGUGGCAGUUUUGUGGACACUUUUUCCAUUAAAACAGCCAGUUUGGGCCUCUCUAUAAGAUCAACAUGAAUGCAGAAGGGUACGACAGCCUCAUGGCCGCCAAGCUGAUGGCCAGCAACGUCACCAACAAGAACGACCCGCGGUCGCUGAACUCCCGGGUGUUCAUCGGCAACCUGAACACGGCCGUGGUGAAGAAGACCGACGUGGAGGUGCUCUUCGCCAAGUACGGCAAGAUCGUCGGCUGCUCGGUGCACAAGGGCUACGCCUUCGUCCAGUACGCCAACGAGCGCACCGCCCGGACGGCAGUGGCCGCCGAGGACGGUCGGAUCAUUGCGGGGCAGCCGCUGGGUGAGUGCGGGCCCCCCCGCUGGCAGCUUCUCGCCCGCCUGUCCUGGUUUGGGUGGGUUGGGGGUGGGGUUGAGCGGGACGCGUGGGUCGCUCCCGGCUGUCGGGGGAGCGGGCGUGUGUGGGAAGCGGGUCGCGGACCGAGAGUGGGCGCCCUCUCCUGA